AUGACAGACCAGGAGAAUAACAACAACAUCUCAAGUAACCCCUUUGCUGCUCUUUUUGGCUCCCUGGCUGAUGCCAAGCAGUUUGCAGCAAUCCAAAAAGAGCAGCUGAAGCAGCAAUCUGAUGAACUCCCAGCUACCCCAGAUGACUCGGAUAAUAGUGUGUCAGAAAGCCUGGAUGAAUUUGAUUACUCUGUGGCUGAGAUUAGCCGCUCAUUCCGUUCACAGCAGGAAAUAUGUGAGCAACUCAACAUCAAUCACAUGAUCCAAAGGAUCUUCCUCAUUACUCUGGAUAACAGUGACCCAAGCUUGAAAAGUGGGAAUGGCAUCCCCAGCCGUUGUGUGUAUUUGGAAGAAAUGGCGGUAGACCUGGAAGAUCAAGACUGGCUUGAUAUGAACAAUGUUGAGCAGGCUGUCUUCGCUCGCUUAUUACUUCAGGAUCCAGGCAACCACUUGAUUAACAUGACUUCUUCCACAACAUUGAAUCUCUCUGCUGAUCGAGAUGCAGGGGAGAGGCACAUUUUUUGUUACCUUUAUUCCUGCUUCCAAAGAGCUAAGGAAGAGAUUACCAAAGUUCCAGAGAACCUGCUCCCCUUUGCAGUACAGUGCAGGAACCUCACUGUGUCCAAUACCCGAACAGUUCUCCUCACCCCAGAGAUCUAUGUUGACCAAAACAUCCAUGAGCAACUGGUAGAUUUGAUGUUGGAAGCCAUCCAAGGAGCCCGUGAGUACAUAAGCAAGAUUUAUUUUGAAGAUGUAACUGAGUUUCUGGAAGAGGUCAUUGAAGCCUUGAUAUUGGAUGAGGAAGUUCGAACAUUUCCAGAAGUCAUGAUUCCAGUGUUUGAUAUUUUAUUGAGCCGAAUAAAAGACCUAGAACUCUGUCAGAUCCUGUUUUAUGCAUAUCUGGAUAUUCUUCUCUAUUUCACUAGGCAGAAAGAUAUGGCAAAGGUUUUUGUUGAAUACAUUCAGCCCAAGGACCCUAGCAAUGGGCAGAUGUACCAGAAGACCUUGCUGGGAGUAAUCCUCAAUGUCUCCUGCUUACUAAAGACUCCGGGUGUAGUAGAAAAUCAUGGCUACUUCCUGAAUCCAUCUCGUUCCAGUCCCCAGGAGAUCAAAGUGCAAGAGGCCAACAUCCAUCAGUUCAUGGCUCAGUUCCAUGAAAAGAUCUACCAGAUGCUGAAGAACUUACUCCAGCUCUCUCCAGAAACCAAACACUGUAUCUUGGCCUGGCUUGGAAACUGUUUGCACGCAAAUGCAGGCCGCACCAAGAUUUGGGCCAAUCAGAUGCCAGAAAUCUUCUUCCAAAUGUAUGCCUCGGAUGCCUUCUUUCUGAAUCUGGGUGCUGCUCUCCUGAAGCUGUGCCAGCCAUUUUGCAAACCCAGAUCCUCUCGGCUCCUCACCUUUAAUCCCACCUACUGUGCCCUGAAGGAGUUGAAUGAUGAAGAACGAAAAAUUAAAAAUGUACACAUGAGAGGUUUGGACAAAGAAACUUGUUUGAUCCCAGCUGUGCAGGAGCCAAAGUUUCCCCAGAACUACAACCUUGUGACGGAGAACCUUGUCCUGACAGAGUACACCUUGUACUUGGGAUUUCACAGGUUGCAUGAUCAGAUGGUAAAAAUCAACCAAAAUCUGCAUCGGCUGCAGGUUGCCUGGCGGGAUGCUCAGCAGAGUUCUAGCCCUGCUGCUGACAGCCUUCGUGAGCAGUUUGAACGACUGAUGACCAUCUAUCUUUCUACCAAGACUGCCAUGACCGAGCCACAGAUGCUACAAAAUUGUCUGAAUUUGCAGGUGUCCAUGGCUGUUCUACUCGUUCAACUGGCCAUAGGCAAUGAGGGCUCACAGCCAAUAGAGCUAACUUUCCCUUUGCCAGAUGGCUACAGCUCUUUGGCUUAUGUGCCAGAAUUUUUUGCAGAUAACUUGGGUGACUUCCUCAUUUUUCUCCGCCGCUUUGCUGAUGACAUCUUGGAGACGUCAGCAGAUUCCCUGGAACAUGUCCUCCACUUUAUCACCAUUUUCACUGGAAGCAUAGAAAGGAUGAAGAAUCCCCACCUGAGGGCCAAACUGGCUGAGGUAUUGGAAGCAGUGAUGCCUCACCUGGAUCAGACCCCAAACCCCUUGGUAUCCAGUGUGUUCCACCGGAAACGUGUGUUCUGCAACUUUCCCUAUGCAUCCCACCUUGCAGAAGCUCUAAUCAAGGUCUUUGUGGACAUUGAGUUUACAGGAGACCCCCAUCAGUUUGAACAGAAGUUUAAUUACCGACGUCCCAUGUAUCCCAUCCUAAGGUAUAUGUGGGGAACGGAUACCUAUCGAGAGAGCAUUAAGGAUCUGGCUGACUAUGCGUCAAAGAAUUUAGAAGCCAUGAAUCCUCCACUUUUCCUCCGCUUUCUCAACCUGCUAAUGAACGAUGCCAUCUUCCUUCUGGAUGAAGCCAUACAGUAUCUGAGCAAGAUAAAGAUUCAACAGAUUGAGAAAGACCGAGGCGAAUGGGAUAGUCUGACUCCAGAAGCCCGCCGAGAGAAGGAGGCUGGCCUGCAGAUGUUUGGACAGCUGGCACGUUUCCAUAACAUCAUGUCCAAUGAAACAAUUGGUACCCUUGCCUUUCUGACAUCAGAGAUCAAAUCACUCUUUGUGCAUCCUUUCCUGGCUGAGCGCAUCAUCUCCAUGUUGAACUACUUCCUGCAGCACCUGGUUGGCCCCAAGAUGGGGGCCUUAAAAGUCAAGGACUUCAGUGAAUUUGACUUCAAACCCCAGCAGCUCGUAUCAGAUAUCUGCACUAUCUACUUAAAUCUUGGGGAUGAGGAGAACUUCUGUGCCACCGUGCCCAAGGAUGGACGUUCCUAUUCCCCAACUCUCUUUGCACAGACAGUCCGAGUCCUGAAGAAAAUAAAUAAGCCCGGGAAUAUGAUUGUGGCUUUCAGCAACUUAGCAGAGAGAAUCAAGUCUCUAGCAGACCUCCAGCAACAGGAAGAGGAGACGUACGCAGACGCCUGCGAUGAGUUCCUGGAUCCCAUCAUGAGCACGCUCAUGUCCGACCCUGUGGUGCUGCCAUCCUCCAGAGUCACUGUGGAUAGAUCCACCAUUGCCAGACAUCUGCUCAGUGACCAAACCGAUCCCUUUAACCGUAGUCCCCUCACCAUGGACCAGAUCCGGCCAAACACAGAACUAAAAGAAAAAAUACAACGGUGGCUCGCAGAGAGGAAACAACAACAAAAGGAGCAACUUGAAUAA
Puma concolor (puma) is the source of this 3225-nucleotide messenger RNA. The record is from RefSeq and is a predicted model, not a curated record. Lineage: Eukaryota; Metazoa; Chordata; Mammalia; Carnivora; Felidae.